GUUCACUUGCAACCUAUUUUUGGUGCCAAUUCAUCGCUGCAUGGCCUCAACAACUGCCACGUACAUCAGGUUUCCAGUUCCGAGGAUCACAUGAUUCCAUUCCGAAUCUGGAAGCCGUCCGUUCGGCACCCCCAGGCACAUAUGAAGAUAUCUGGUGCCAUACUGGAUAA
Messenger RNA from Pelobates cultripes (western spadefoot toad), 170 nucleotides. The record is from the annotation of a GenBank genome assembly. NCBI's taxonomy places the organism in Eukaryota, Metazoa, Chordata, Amphibia, Anura, Pelobatidae.